GCUCGGAUUGGAACGGGCUCAAGGACUUGGCGUGCGGAUUUGUAGUUUGUGCUUUUUGGGAUUUGCGCGCAGCCGGACGACCGGUCAGCAUGAGGUGCCACUACGAGGUGCUCAACAUCGAGCGCGAUGCGGAUGAUGGGACCAUCAAGAAGGCUUAUCGCCGCAUGGCGCUGAAGCUCCACCCUGACAAAAACAAGGACAACGAGGCUGAGGCAACGGCUCAGUUUCAGCUGGUUCAAGCCGCCUAUGCCGUCUUGAGCGAUGCCCAGGAGCGUGCAUGGUAUGACUCGCAUCGUGAAGCUAUCUUGCGCGGCGGCUCGGGCGCCGACGGUGAUUACGAGGAAGGUGUGGACGUCAUGCCGUACUUCUCAAGCAGCGCCUACAGCUCCUACGAUGACGAUGACGAUGAGAGCUUCUGGGCCGUUUACAACGAUAUUUUUAGCCAAGUCCACGAGGAAGACGUCAAGUUUGGAGCGACCUCUACGUUUAUCCCCUUUGGCAACUCUAGCACGCCGUUUAGUGAAGUCUCAGCCUUUUACGCACACUGGGAGGCCUACGUGACAACCAUUCCAUUCCACUCCAAAGACAAGUGGGACAUUCGGGAGGCGCCCAAUCGCCGCGUACGUCGACUCAUGGAAAAGGACAACGAAAAGGAACGCCGCGCCGCUCGCCGCGAGUACAAUGCCAACAUCAAGGCCCUCGUGCGCUACGUGAAGAAACGCGACAAGCGCGUCAUUCGCCAUGCUCAUCAGCAACGCGAGGCCAAGGCUGCCGCCGAAGCCGAGCGCGAAGAGCAGAGAAAGCAGCAGGAAGAGCAACGUCGCAUUGCGCGCGAAGCUGCCGCAGCUGCUGUCACGGAGCAACUCAAUGCCGAGGGACUGCAGGAAAAGAUUGCGGCCAUCGAAUCGAUGGCGGACGACAUCUAUGGCGCCGAUUCGAGCGACGAAGAGGAGCAGGGCAUGUAUUGUGUCGCCUGCAACAAAUCGUUUCGCACCCAACCAGCCUGGGAAAAUCACCAACGCUCAAAGAAGCACCUCAAGCAGGUCGAGUACCUCAAAGCUCAGCUGCAAGAAGAAGACGAACAAUUUGAGGAUGUGGACGAAGCCGCUGCCAAUGGCAGCUUGGAAUUUGAUGAUAUGACAGAAGAAGAGCUGCUGGCAACCAUGGGCGAUUUGGAUGACCUUGAGUUGAUGGAUUUGCAGGACCUCGACGCCGGUGACGACGACGCUGAUGAUGGAGCCGACAUGGAUACGGAAGCGGGUCCUCGACACGAAGCAGACGAGGCAGAAGACGUUGAUGACGACGAAGAUGAUGAUGACAAUGAUGAAGUGACAGAGGAUGACCUCUUGUAUCUGGCCAAUCUUCGCCGCACUCAGCAACCAGUACCCCCUGCAGCGGACAUUCCCGAGGCCGCUGGACCAGAAACAACUGCACCUGUGGAUGCAGCAGACCCUAACAAUUCUGCCGAUGACAACGAGGAAGACAAGGCUGAGGCUAGCCUCAAAGAAGCCGAAGAAACGGACCAGACGACAGACUCGAGUCAACCAAAGCAGAAACGCAAGGGUCGUCGACGAGCUAAAAAGCAGCCCGCAAGUUCAGAGACGGCACCUGAAGAACGACACCUCUGCAACGUAUGCGAGGAAGAAUUUGAAACGCGCAACAAGCUGUUUUCGCACAUCAAGGCGACGGGCCACGCCCUCCAUGUCGCAAACACGGCUUCGGCUGCCCCCGGUGCAAGCUCGGCUGGCGCCAAUGAGAGUGGCUCUGCGCCACCUGCCGCAUCAAGGCCACUCAAAGUUAUUGACGACGAAGAUCCCUGGGCUGACGAUGGCCCACGUCGCGGCCGCAAGGGCAAGAAGAAGAAAAAAUAG
This is a messenger RNA of Monosiga brevicollis MX1, 1871 nucleotides long. RefSeq lists its product as uncharacterized. The transcript is spliced from 16 exons. Lineage: Eukaryota; Choanoflagellata; Craspedida; Salpingoecidae. Gene Ontology annotation, molecular function: nucleic acid binding; zinc ion binding. Gene Ontology annotation, cellular component: cytoplasm. The record is from RefSeq and is a predicted model, not a curated record. The coding region runs from base 90 to 1871 and encodes 593 amino acids.